AUGGUGACUGCUUCGCAGCUUCAGUUGCUUCAAUCUCCAAUUACGGCCCUUAUUUCCUCCAUUUCUACAUCUGUUAAUGUCAAGCUGGAUGAUUCGAACUACCUCAAUUGGAACUUUCAGAUGCAACUUUUGCUUGAAAGCAAUGGAAUCAUGGGGUAUGUUGAUGGUUCGAUUCCUUGUCCAUCUCAACACGGUUCGACCUCUGAUGAAUCUGGUAUCAUUUCUUCUUCUCCAACUGAUGAAUAUAUGGUAUGGAAAAUGCAUGACAGAGCUAUUAUGCAAUUGAUCACUACAACAUUAUCACCUAUUGCUAUGUCUUGUGCGAUUGGUAGCACUAGCUCCAAGGAUCUGUGGAUUAGGCUAAAGGAACAAUUUUCCACUUAUCUUCAUCGCAUUAAAGAAGCUAGGGACUAUCUUUCUGCUGCUGGGGUGUACUUUGCGGAUGAAGACAUUGUCAUUCUUGCCUUGAAUGGACUACCUGCUGAGUAUAACACCUUCAGAUGUGUUAUACGGGGGCGUGAAAGUGUGAUUUCUCUAAAAGAUUUUCGCUCACAGUUACUUGCAGAGGAAACCAUUGUUGAACAUUCGGUUAAUACUCCUCUUAUGACAGCUAUGGUUGCUAAUACAGGUUCCACUUACACAAAAGGGCCUCCUUUUCAGCCUCAGAGUUUCUCCCCCCACUCAUGUGUUUUCCCCUAUGGCACAUAUGCUUCCCACUCUACUCUUGGAGUUCUUGGUCAAUCACCUGGUCAACAGUUUGGCAUUCCUUCUGCACCCAUGAUUCAAAUCUGUCAAUUAUGCAACUCUGAGGGACACACUGCUCCAUUCUGUGGGGCUUCUCAUGAGAAAACCAAAUGUCACAUCUGUGGUAGAAGUAAUCAUACACACCUGUACACUUCAUAUCAAGCUCUCCUCAGCAUUCCUCAUUCACACCUUCACAGUUUCGGCUCCGCAACCUUCUAUGCAAGCCAUGCACACAGUGCUCAAUUCUGCAUCUCAAUCAUCCAAUUCUUCAGGUUCUUCUCGGACAAAGCCACCGGGAGGAUCCUUUACAGAGGCUUGUGCAGUAAUGGACUAUAUCCUAUCCACUCCUUGUCCACUUCAAACUACAGACACCUUCAAGCUAAGGCAUUUCUUGGCCAACUUGUUCAGUCUAAUCUGUGGCACCAUAGGUUAGGUCAUCCUACCAAUAAUGUUGUUCUUUGA
Molecule: messenger RNA, 1206 nt
Organism: Prunus armeniaca (apricot)
Lineage: Eukaryota; Viridiplantae; Streptophyta; Magnoliopsida; Rosales; Rosaceae
Source: the annotation of a GenBank genome assembly